Leishmania major strain Friedlin is the source of this 927-nucleotide messenger RNA. RefSeq names its product putative lipase. NCBI's taxonomy places the organism in Eukaryota, Euglenozoa, Kinetoplastea, Trypanosomatida, Trypanosomatidae. The transcript has a single exon. The coding region runs from base 1 to 927 and encodes 308 amino acids. Gene Ontology annotation, biological process: lipid metabolic process. The record is from RefSeq and is a predicted model, not a curated record.
AUGUUGCCCUCAUCUUGCAGCCGCAUCGUCGUCGUGGCGGCUCUGCUUCUGCUGUGCGGGGGUGCACGAGCCGUAGUCCUGUCGGGAGAGUACUCGCAAACUGACGCGAUACGGUCCCUGCAGUACGCAAACGCGACGUACGCUGACAGCGAUGCCGUCGCGAGUUGGAAUUGCGGAGGCAGCUGCAACGCAAACCCGUCGUUCAAGGUGACAUCGAUUGUGAAGGGCGACGACGCGCACAGUCUGCAUGCCUACGUGGGUGUCGACGAAGGCAGCGCGCAAGUGGUCGUGGCGCUUCGUGGCUCUGCGACGCAGCAGGAACAGCUUAUGCGCCAGCUCGUGGAGCCCGUCCUGUACGACAUCACAUCCGGCUGCGGCCUUGAGUGCCGGGUGCACGCCGGCUUCCAAAGAAGCUACUUGGCCGUCCGCCGCACCAUCCGUGCUGCUGUUGUGCGUGACUUGAUGAUGCAUCCCGACUACAAUGUUCUGGUGACGGGCCACUCCGUUGGCGGAGCGGUGGCGCUGCUGGCAGCGAUAGACGUGCAGGCGCAUGUGAAUCGCAUGUUCUUUGUGUCACGGCCGAUUGUGUCGCUCUACACGUUUGGCAUGCCUCACGUGGGCAACCGAGCCUUUGCGGUGUGGGCAGCUGGCAUGCUCUCGCGGGGCUCCCAUUUUCGCAUCACAAGUCGACACGAUCCCGUGCCCCGGAUGCUCUCCAGCGGCAGUGCGGACUUUCAGCACGUCCCAUAUGAGGUUUACUGCUCCGCUGCUGACGGCACAAACUGCCGCGUGUGCGAGGGCAGCGUCGAUAGUGACGACCCGACAUGCAUCGCGCACACCUCCAAUGUGAAUAUGCGGGACCACUUCUUCUACUUUGGGGAGCGUAUCUCAGGUGGCGCCGCUGGGGACGCCAUGCUGUACCUGUAA